This is a messenger RNA of Verticillium dahliae VdLs.17, 1332 nucleotides long. RefSeq names its product DUF890 domain-containing protein. The transcript has 4 exons. NCBI's taxonomy places the organism in Eukaryota, Fungi, Ascomycota, Sordariomycetes, Glomerellales, Plectosphaerellaceae. Gene Ontology annotation, biological process: rRNA base methylation. Gene Ontology annotation, molecular function: 23S rRNA (adenine(1618)-N(6))-methyltransferase activity. Gene Ontology annotation, cellular component: nucleus. Bases 1 to 1332 code for a protein of 443 amino acids. The record is from RefSeq and is a predicted model, not a curated record.
AUGACCUACGGCACGAGACUCCUGAGGGGACGUCCCGCGCCUGGAGUUGACGCCGAUACGUAUUUUCGCGACCUGUAUCUGAGCGAACUUGACUUCAGACAACUUGGCCGUGAGGAUCCGGAGUUUGGCCUGCUGCUUCGCAGUGGAAACCUCAACUUCAAUAAUCCAGCUGCUGUCAUGCAGCUUACCAAAACGCUGCUCAAAAUCGACUAUGGUCUUAAGAUAGAACUUCCUCAUGACAGGUUAUGCCCUCCUGUCCCCGUCCGCCACAAUUACAUCCUAUGGCUCAAGGAGCUCAUUGACGGCUCAUCCUAUGCCGAGCGAGGCCGAAAGGUGACGGGCCUCGACAUUGGUACCGGGGCAAGCUGCAUCUACCCUCUACUUGCUUGCCAACAGCGCAACUGGUCUUUCAUUGCAACCGGUAACGUUGAUCCCAAGAGCCUCAGUUUCGCCAAGAAGAAUAUUGAGUUAAAUCACGUCCAGCAUCGCAUUCAGGUUAUCUCUCGGCAAAGCUCAGACCCCCUCAUCCCAGCACAUCCAGCGACCGUCGACUUCACAAUGACCAAUCCCCCUUUCUACGAAUCCGACGCCGACCUCCUUGCCUCUGCGAAGCAGAAAUCCCGUCCUCCCUUGUCGGCGUGCACGGGCGCCGCGGUGGAGAUGGUCACACCCGGCGGCGAAGUUGCCUUCGUCACGCGCAUUCUCGAAGAGUCUCUUACCCUCCGCGACGCAAUUCAGUGGUACACGUCCAUGCUUGGAAAGCAGACCAGCCUUGAGACAAUCGUAGAAAAGCUGCGCGAGUACGGCAUAAACAACUACGCCGUCACCGAGUUCGUGCAGGGGAACAAGACGAGGCGAUGGGCGGUUGCAUGGAGCUUUGCACCAAUGAGGCCAUCAGCACACGCGUCGAGGGGCAUGAAAGCUGAUAAAUGGAAAAGAUACUUUCCGCCGAGUAACGAGGUCGAGAUUCUUACCAUUCCGCUGGAUGUUGGUGUCGGCGCAGUAGCUGAGAGGGUCGAUUCGCUCAUGACCUCGCUCGAGCUCGUAUGUUGGGCGUGGGAUAAGCACAAACUCCGCGGAACGGGGCGCGCACGGGAGAAUGUCUGGAGCCGAGCCUGGCGGCGCAAGAAAGCGAGAGAACAGGAAGGAGGGAAGAAUAAAGCUCCAGAUGGCGAUCAUGACUCAAGUUUCUGCGCGCUUGGAUUCGAGAUUGACAUCGAUAUCAGGAGGGCCGGCAUGGUGGUAUCGUGCCGAUGGAGAGAGGGUCUCGAGUUGUCUGUCUUCGAGAGCUUCUGCGGAUUUCUGAAGACUCAAUUGACGCAUUUGAAUUAA